GCACGGACCGUUCAAAAGGUCAAAAAUCAUCUGCCGUCAAAACGACGCCGCAUUUCUAAUCAAGUGCCACCAACCCCGCGAUCUCAAUCUCCAAGUCUCCGUGACUCCGUUGGAGUCCGUGGUAGCCGAAGAACAAUCGUCGGAUCCGAAAUCGAGAAAUGGGUGUGUCGGCGAAAAUAGCACCGUCUAUGCUCUCAUCGGACUUCGCCAAUUUGGCCUCCGAGGCUCACCGCAUGCUCAGCUGUGGCGCCGAUUGGCUCCACAUGGACAUCAUGGAUGGGCACUUUGUGCCAAAUCUAACCAUUGGUGCUCCAGUCAUUCAGAGUUUGAGAAAGCACACAACGGCCUAUCUUGAUUGCCACCUCAUGGUCACAAAUCCUCUUGAUUAUGUUGAGCCUUUGGGAAAAGCUGGUGCUUCUGGUUUUACAUUUCAUGUUGAGGUAUCCAAAGAAAAUUGGCAAGAACUAGUCCAACAAAUUAAGUCUAAGGGCAUGAGGCCUGGGGUGUCAUUAAAGCCUGGGACGCCUAUUGAAGAAGUUUAUCCCCUGAUUGAAGGUGAAAACCCUGUGGAAAUGGUCCUUGUAAUGACUGUCGAACCUGGAUUUGGUGGACAAAAGUUCAUGCCAGAGACGAUGGAGAAGGUCCGUGUGCUGAGAAAGAAGUACCCAACACUUGAUAUAGAGGUUGACGGCGGUUUAGGGCCUUCAACUAUUGACGUAGCAGCUGCAGCCGGAGCAAACUGUAUUGUCGCUGGAAGUUCAGUGUUUGGAGCUUCUGAGCCAGCCCAAGUAAUAUCCCUUUUGAGGAAGAAAGUAGAGGAAGCCCAGCAAAACAGUUGACAUGGUACAAGCUCAAAAUACAUGAUGAGUGGAUUGUCUCCAACAUAUUUACAGUAUGUACAUCACUGAUCUGUUUUGAAGAGUUAAUAUUCUAAGAAAUUAAUAAGAUGGUUUGAUUUAUUGAUGUAUUUAUGCUAUCAUCUGUGUUCUGUACUUUCUGAAGUGUGUAAUAAUGUCUUCAGAAGAGUUAUUCGAGUUCUGAGGCAAUACUUGCAAACAUUUUGGAAAUAGCUUUAUAUGAUACAAUACCAUUUGUUUUCA
This is a messenger RNA of Corylus avellana, 1100 nucleotides long. Its product is annotated as ribulose-phosphate 3-epimerase, cytoplasmic isoform. NCBI's taxonomy places the organism in Eukaryota, Viridiplantae, Streptophyta, Magnoliopsida, Fagales, Betulaceae. Gene Ontology annotation, biological process: carbohydrate metabolic process; pentose-phosphate shunt. The record is from RefSeq and is a predicted model, not a curated record. Gene Ontology annotation, molecular function: D-ribulose-phosphate 3-epimerase activity.